Molecule: messenger RNA, 764 nt
Organism: Suillus paluster
Lineage: Eukaryota; Fungi; Basidiomycota; Agaricomycetes; Boletales; Suillaceae
Product: glutathione S-transferase
Exons: 5
Coding region: 25-663 (212 amino acids)
Cellular component (GO): cytoplasm
Molecular function (GO): glutathione binding; glutathione transferase activity
Source: RefSeq, a predicted model, not a curated record
UUCCUCCCUGCAAUCACGACCGCAAUGGUUCUCAAGAUACACGGUCAUGCUGUAGCUCCCCUUGUCAGACUUGUCGCAGAAGUCUGCCAAGAGAAGGAAGUGCCGUACGAGCUUGUGAACGUAGAAGUCUAUAAGGGGGAGCAGAAAACGCCUGCCUUCAGAGAGUUCCAGCCUUUCGGACAAGUUCCCUACAUAGAUGACGAUGGGUUCAUCCUCUAUGAGUCCAAAGCCAUUUGCAGAUACAUUGCAAAGAAGUACGCAUCACAAGGCACUCCAGGCCUCGUGCCCCAUGACCCGAAAGCGGAGGCACUCUUUGAACAAGCGGUGUCAAUCGAGACGUCGAACUUUUACCCGUUUGCAUUGGGUAUUGCCACGGAGAAAAUCAUCAAGAAGCAUCGUGGCCUGGAACCCGACGAAGCCAGAGUAUCCGUAUUGUUGAACACCCUGAACACAAAACUAGAUGCAUACGAAGUUAUACUUGGAAAACAGGCGUAUCUUGCAGGAGGUAACAUUACGUUGGCCGACUUAUUCCAUCUUCCGUAUGGAACAAUCGUGUUCGAAGAAUUGGCGUAUGACAUGUUGGAAAGUAGACCAAAUGUGGCAAGGUGGUGGAAGGAGAUCACUUCGAGACCUUCUUGGCUUGCGGUCAAAGCCAAAGCUUAAGCCAGCGGUAGUGGGAGCUAUUGGAACUCAUUUCAGACGCAUCUGUCCAAGUAGGGAAAGCGAAAAUAAAGAUGGAACUUGAUGUUACAUAAAAUGUCUGC